Messenger RNA from Aspergillus puulaauensis, 465 nucleotides. RefSeq names its product actin-binding ADF family protein. Gene Ontology annotation, biological process: actin filament severing; actin filament depolymerization; cell motility. The transcript is spliced from 5 exons. The record is from RefSeq and is a predicted model, not a curated record. Gene Ontology annotation, cellular component: actin cytoskeleton; cytoplasm; actin cortical patch. Bases 1 to 465 code for a protein of 154 amino acids. Lineage: Eukaryota; Fungi; Ascomycota; Eurotiomycetes; Eurotiales; Aspergillaceae. Gene Ontology annotation, molecular function: actin filament binding.
AUGUCGCUCGCAUCUGGUGUUUCUAUUCAGGAUGAAUGCCUGACCGCAUUCAACAACCUACGCAUGACCGGAGGUACAAAGGGAGCCAAGCCCAAGUUCAUCAUUUACAAGAUCUCCGACAACAAGAAGGAGGUUGUGGUUGAGCAUGUCUCUGAAGACCCGGACUACGAGGUUUUCCUCCAGAAGCUUGAGAACGCCAAGGACAGCAAUGGCAAGCCCGCUCCUCGCUAUGCUAUCUACGACGUGGAGUAUGACCUGGGUGAGGGUGAGGGCCAGAGAAGCAAGAUCCUUUUCAUCUCUUGGGUGCCUGAAGGUACCUCCACUAUCUGGUCCAUGAUCUACGCCAGCACCCGGGAGGUUCUGAAGAACGCCCUUAACGUCCACACAUCCAUUCACGCCGAUGACAAGGGUGAUCUCGCGUGGAAGGCUGUCGUCGCCGAGGCCAGCGGUGGUAAGGCCAAAUAA